AUGGCAAUGACAUACGAUUUGGUAAAUAACCCCCAUGAGGCUGAUGUCCCUGUGCCAUCUUCUACUGAUACCCUUGUGCCAACUGCUGCCGAUGCCCCAGUUCCACCUUUUACCCAAGUCCCUGUGCCACCUGCUACUAAUGCCCCUGUGCCACAUACCCCAGUGCCUGAUGUGAUCAAUGACCCUAUAUUACAGACGAGUGCUGGAGCUGAUGCCCCUGUGACCUCUGAUAUUGAGUCACAGUUGACCACUGGUGAUGAUCUUGACUUGGAGAGCAGUUUUAACCUAUCAUUUACAUCAUCCCUUUUGGACCUCGUCUCCAGCAGCCCAGAUAAAUCCAAAUCCAGGUUGAAAACUGGACAAUUUGUUCGAGUGACCCUUCCAUUCGGAAAAAGGCAAAAAGAUUAUAUUGCAGAGAUCGUUGAUGUCAAGGAGGAUGAAGAGGAAGUAUUGUUAAAAUACAUGAAGGGGACCACCGUUGCAGGGCAUUACAUGUGGCCCGACAAAGAUGACUUCAGUUGGGAAAAUUACCAGUCUGUCAAGGAACUCUUACCUAUGCCACUUUUGUCUUCCAAUAGUACCAACAGAUGCCAGUUUUUCAAAUUUUAAAGAAUGAUUCAAAGAGCCAUGCAUGUUAGAUUUUAAGGUCAUAAUCAGCUAAUUCCAUAUUGGCCAAGGUCCAUCAUAUUGGCCCAAGGCCGGAUAAUAAAUCAUUAUUUAU
Molecule: messenger RNA, 721 nt
Organism: Mizuhopecten yessoensis (Yesso scallop)
Lineage: Eukaryota; Metazoa; Mollusca; Bivalvia; Pectinida; Pectinidae
Exons: 5
Coding region: 1-609 (202 amino acids)
Source: RefSeq, a predicted model, not a curated record